This is a messenger RNA of Brassica napus (rape), 1149 nucleotides long. RefSeq lists its product as uncharacterized. The transcript is spliced from 5 exons. Lineage: Eukaryota; Viridiplantae; Streptophyta; Magnoliopsida; Brassicales; Brassicaceae. The record is from RefSeq and is a predicted model, not a curated record. The coding region runs from base 607 to 969 and encodes 120 amino acids.
UAAUCCAGAGGUGGAGAUUGUGUUUUAAUUUGUCCUCUCCUUUUGACUUCUGAAACACGACGACAGAGAGAAGUGAGAUGAGACAGAGAGAGAUGAGAGAUUGCAAGGGAAGAAGACAGAGACCGGCCGGAGUUCGUCGCCUUUGUCACCGUCUGAGUUCGUCGCCGUCGACCUGUCUCUACUCCUCGUCACUUUGUUCUUCCGGAAUCUGUACUCCUCCCGAGAAUGCCCCUCUCUCCUCUGCAGCCGAAUCCGAAACCAACACUCGUCUCACUCUCAAUCUCCUCUCAUGUAUGCUCCUUAGGUCUGGUGCUUCCUCUUCAAAGAACAGAUGAAAUCCACAUCCCAAACCCAUCUUGGAUGCAAUCUCCUUCCUACGAAGAGGCUUAGAACGAGCCACAUAUAUGGUUUAGACCAAACAAAGUUUUAAUUUUUUUUAGAACAGUGAUUCAGUCAUUGGUGAUAUGCAAUCCCACAGAUCUUUAGUUGUGGGAGGGGACUAUUGCUAGAGCUUCAAAAUGUUGUUCAAGUGUAUUUCUUUGUGUUGGCUUUCUAGUUUGUGCAAGGCUUCCAAUAGGAUUGAUUCUCAGAUGUUUUCUUGUGCAGAUGAAAGUUGCUUUUGGAGGUGUGGAUUCUGUGGGUCAGCCACCACGUCAACCUGACCGUAGCAAUAAGCAGACAGGAACCUCAAAUGCUCUUGCAUUCCCAGGUUCUAAGAGUACCCAAAAGGGUGUGACAAAAUGCUCUUGUUGUUGGUCCAACUUUACAUCCAAAGGGCUUCUGUGUGCUAAGAGACAGAAGAUGUUGGAAGACAUGGAAAAAGACUUUGAAGGUGGACAAGAGGCAGAUAAGUUUGAUGGAGGAGGAGGUAGCAAAAGCAGUGGAUCCUUAGACAUUAGGUUUAGAGUGGAAAAGGUCCAAUCUCCUCUGUGUGAUUGGAAGAUGGCGACGUUGGAGUUCUCGUUAUGACGGCGUCUGUCGUGGUGUGGUGCGGUGCUAGAAGAUAGAAUUUUAGGUAUAGAAUUUUAGGUGUAGGCUUAAUAUUUUUGAAAAAAAAUUGGUUUAGUUUGGUUUAGUUUGAUAUACUGGUCAUAAAUAUAAUAUGUAACCAAUUUCGAUAUAUAAAAAAAUUAAAAAAAUUUAUUUGUA